AUGCCGGAUCCCAAAGUCACAAAGGCCUUUGAAGACGGCAGAGUGCCCAAGGGCAUCACAGCCGAUUAUCUCAACCAGUCAAGAGAUGCAUCGGCUAUAGCGGGUAUUGUAUUUGUUACGGCUCUGACCAGUAUUAUUGUUCUGGGUCGGCUUGCUUCGCGAGCGUUUUUGAUGCGCCGCUUCGGCUUCGACGAUGGCUUGACGUUGAUAUCAUGGAUGUGCUUCGUGGCAUUUGUCGGCCUGUGCAUUGAACUCAUCGAGCUGGGUUCUGGAAGACACUUCGCCUAUAUUGAAUACGUCCUCGAUAUGCCGACGGUCGAAUACACCGAAGUCCUCGAUUUCGUAGCUCACAUUAUAUACACCACCGCGCUAUUACUCUGUCGAAUGUCCGGUCUUGCGUUUUACCAUCGCCUAUGCGCCGUCCAUGACCGUCUCCGAUUAGCCAUCUCGGUUGUCUUUGGCAUUCUAAUAGCUGGGUAUAUUCCUCAGCUGUUGCUUAUUGUGUUUCAUUGCACGCCUGUUACUGGACUAUGGCCGUAUGAGUGGCAGCGUGGAUUUGAGGAUUAUACGUGUUUGCAGUGGGGGUUAGUAUACAGCGUCAACUCAUCAGUGUCGCUUAUAUGCGACUUUUUGUUGUUCGGUAUCCCGAUUGUGAUGCUUCGGGUGUUGGAGAUGCCGAGAAAGAGAAAGAUACAGCUGGGGUGCAUUUUACUACCUGGUAUCUCUGUCAUUGCCAUCUCAAUUGCACGCCUGGUGCUGGUCAUUGAAGGACAAUGGAAUACGGACAUGUCAUGGGCCUACAAUCCCAUGUUGGUUAUUGAAGUCAGCGAAAUCGGCGCCACGCUCAUUGCCCUUUCAGUACCAGGAUUUAAGCCCUUGUUCGACAAGGUUGUCUUACAGCGAGACAUCACCCAGGGAGAAAGCAAUGUUAAAUCGAAAUACGAAAAACAGCAGAGUUCCAAGGGAGGCACAGCGCUGCGAUCACUCAAUUUUCGUCCCGAACACGAUGCUCUUACGAGCCGCGACACUUCAGCUGCGAGAACCAACGCGCAUCGAACGAGCAAUGCGACAGCAGAUAACAGGAGUGAGAAUAGCGCCGAUGGCAUUUUGGUACAAGUGGACUUCAGAAUAAAGGAGGAUAUACAAGAUGCGAAUAGUACAAGUGAUACGGAAAGAGUAUGGAAAUGA
This is a messenger RNA of Fusarium pseudograminearum CS3096, 1188 nucleotides long. RefSeq lists its product as uncharacterized. The record is from RefSeq and is a predicted model, not a curated record. The transcript has 4 exons. Lineage: Eukaryota; Fungi; Ascomycota; Sordariomycetes; Hypocreales; Nectriaceae. The coding region runs from base 1 to 1188 and encodes 395 amino acids.